CAUCCAAUGAUUGUUUUUGUUUACAUACACUCCCGGAGCAAUUUUAUUCGUUUUAUUUCUCAGGUUUUAUUUUGCGUACUAGGUAUUUUAUUGAAAUUUUGCUGAAAUAAAAGGCAAAAACUAGAUCAUUUUAUCGAUAAAAGUACUAGUGGAAAACAUUGCAAAUUGGCCAUGGAUAUAUUGAAAGCAGAGAUAGCUCGCAAGCGGAAACUUUUAGAAGAGAAAAAACUUGUGGAUGAAAAGAAAAAAUAUUUCAAACGAGGAGAACUGCUCGCUCAGGAGCAAGAGGAGUAUAAGGAAAAAUACGGCCAGCAAGCUAGCGGCAGCGGCGAGACCCAAGCAAAACACGGCGAUGGAGACAAAUCACCAACGAAAGAUUCCAAGUUUGAUUUCCGGAACCUUCCACGGUCAGAGGUGAUCCGAAAGUUGCGCGAACGAGGAGAACCAAUUUUGCUAUUUGGGGAGUCGGAAGCAGAUUCCUGCUCGCGAUUGCACCAUUUAGAAAUUUCAGCUCCGGAAGUAAACCGUGGUUUCAGGAAUGAUUUCCAGGAAGCUAUGGAGCAAGUCGACGAGGAAUACCUGAAUGAAAUUUUAACAUCCAAUGGAACCGGAUUAAGCAAAGGGAAAAGUUCAAACGAGGAUUACGCUAUUGAUGAUUCCGUGACGUACGAGUCGAUACAAGAAAUGGCUGUUCGUCUUGGGCGGAGCGGAAAAGAGCACGAUAUGCACGUAAUUACCACCCUAAUUCAGUUUAUGCUGAAAAUGUGGAACGAUCAGUUGAAUUCCGGGACGACUGCACAGCGUACAGCGACGAAAUGGAAAAUUGCCAGGGCUACAUUCGAACAGACUCGUUUGUACUUGAAACCCCUGCUGCGAAAGUUGCGAAACAAGAGCAUACCGGAGGAUAUUCUAGACAGCUUGACGGACAUUACAAAGAGUCUCCUGAAAAGAGAUUACAUUCAUGCCAGUGAUGCGUAUCUCACGAUGGCCAUCGGUAACGCUCCGUGGCCCAUCGGUGUCACUAUGGUCGGAAUCCACGCUCGUACGGGACGAGAGAAAAUUUUCUCGAAAAACGUAGCCCACGUAAUGAACGACGAAACUCAGCGCAAAUACAUCCAAGGGUUGAAACGGUUGAUGACCAAAAUGCAGGAAUAUUUUCCUACCGACCCGUCUAGAUGUGUAGAAUACGUUAGUAAGAAAGAUAGGGUAGAUUAAUUAUGCUUAUCUUCUGUACCUCGAUGGUAGAUUCAUUACAUAUUAUUUAAUAAAACCAUUGCUGACUACA
This is a messenger RNA of Aedes albopictus (Asian tiger mosquito), 1285 nucleotides long. It is a transcript of the gene Prp18, whose product is annotated as pre-mRNA-splicing factor 18. The coding region runs from base 172 to 1215 and encodes 347 amino acids. Gene Ontology annotation, cellular component: U2-type post-spliceosomal complex; U4/U6 x U5 tri-snRNP complex; U5 snRNP. The record is from RefSeq and is a predicted model, not a curated record. The transcript is spliced from 2 exons. Lineage: Eukaryota; Metazoa; Arthropoda; Insecta; Diptera; Culicidae. Gene Ontology annotation, biological process: RNA splicing; generation of catalytic spliceosome for second transesterification step.